Gongylonema pulchrum is the source of this 1224-nucleotide messenger RNA. NCBI's taxonomy places the organism in Eukaryota, Metazoa, Nematoda, Chromadorea, Rhabditida, Gongylonematidae. The record is from the annotation of a GenBank genome assembly.
AUGGAGAUGUUUCUGCUGGUAGCAGAAGAGCUGAAGAAUAUCAAUGCUGAUGCAGCGGAACCUAAAGCACGUCGUAUACUUUCGGGUCUUGGCUUCACAAAAACCAUGCAAGAAAAACCGACCAAUCAUCUGGACCUAAAUGCCGUUAUUUGGCUUGAUAAGUUCGUUAUUCUGUUUGCUUACAAAUACUAUUUACAAGCAUGGAAGAAGACACUGCUGAUCGUCUCUCACGACCAGGGUUUUUUGGAUAACGUAUGCACUGAUAUCAUUGAUUUGCAAGACCAGAAGCUAUAUUAUUACAAAGGAAAUUAUGCAACUUACAAAAAGAUGAAAGAUCAGAAGAUGAAAGAGCGCAUGAAAGCGUUUGAGGCUCAGCAAAAACAGAUUGCCGCUAUGAAAAAGAGUGGCAAAAGCUCGAAGCAGGCUACGGAAGAGAUGAAGAGCCGUUUGCAACAGAAACAAGACAAAGUUAAUAAAGGCAAAAAAAGCUCGGCAGCGAUGGGCGACGAAGCUGACGCACCCCCGGCCGAAUUGUUGCAGCGAGUGAAGGAAUAUAACGUGAAAUUCAGUUUUCCGGAUCCUCCGAAAUUACCUCCUCCUGUGCUUGGUUUACAUGGGGUUUGUUUUGGCUACAACAAUCAGUUGCUUUUCAAAAAUCUUGAUUUUGGUAUCGACAUGGAUUCAAGGAUUGCAAUCGUAGGCCCAAAUGGUGUUGGUAAAUCAACGCUGUUGAAGCUGUUGUACGGCAAAGUUGAACCUCAUCAAGGCGAAGUACGAAAGCACAGGCAACUGCGUAUCGGAUGGUUUGACCAGCACGCUAACGAAGCUUUGAACGGCGAGCAGACGCCCGUUGAAUAUCUUGUCACGAAAUUUCAGAUCAAUUAUCAGGAUGCCAGGAAACGACUUGGCACUGUGGGCCUGCCAGGUCCUGUUCAUACAGUUAAAAUCAAAGAUUUAUCUGGUGGCCAAAAAUCACGUGUGGCUCUUGCAGAAUUAGCCCUGGGAGCGCCAGACAUGCUAAUUUUGGACGAGCCGACAAAUAAUCUAGAUAUUGAGUCCAUUCAUGCAUUAGCAGAGGCUAUUGAGAGUUUCGGUGGUGGUGUAGUGAUGGUCACUCACGACGAGCGCUUAAUUAGAGAAACCAGUUGUCAGUUGUGGAUUGUUGAAAAUCAGGUUUGUUUUAAUCACAAUUUUCUGUUACAUUUAUAUUCCCGACUGGCGUAA